AAUGGAUAUUAAUAUAGGAGAAACACUCUUCAUUAUUGUUGGGGCUGCCAUUUCGAUUUCAGUUGGUGAAUUAGUCUCAUGGUUUCUCGUAUAUCGAAAUGCAGAAUACAAGGACCUUGUAUCUAGAAUUGAGACUGCAGUAGCGAAAUAUAAUAAAGAGAAAGAAUCAUUUGUUAAGUAAUUCCUAUCCAUUUCUAUUUAUCAGAGAAACUAAUGCUAAAAAUCAAGAAAAGAGGUUGGCACAAAUCGAAUCACAAAUUAAAGGAUUGAAUUAUGAAAUGACAUUCAAAAAGAUGAUAUCCAAUGCAGCAGUAGCAAUACUCUCUAUUGUCACCAUUAAUUCAAUUGGUAAUUAUUAUUCAGGGAUUGUUGUCGCCAAAUUGCCAUUUGAACCAUUUUGGAUUUUAUAACAAAUUACUCAUAGAGGACUUAAUGGAGAGGAUUUAACAGAUUGUUCCUAUAUAUUCAUAUAUAUAUUAUCAGCACUCGUUUUUAAAACUAAUAUACAAAAAAUAUUUGGUAUCAAUUUAUUUUAUCACAUUUAGGAUUGGAAGGACCUAAAAUGCCAUUUGGUCCUGGAGGUCCUCAACCCAGUUUGUUCAAAUAGUGAAAUAGAUGCA
Paramecium octaurelia is the source of this 620-nucleotide messenger RNA. The record is from the annotation of a GenBank genome assembly. NCBI's taxonomy places the organism in Eukaryota, Ciliophora, Oligohymenophorea, Peniculida, Parameciidae.